Molecule: messenger RNA, 2900 nt
Organism: Linum trigynum
Lineage: Eukaryota; Viridiplantae; Streptophyta; Magnoliopsida; Malpighiales; Linaceae
Source: the annotation of a GenBank genome assembly
UCCUUGUUAUUUUAUUUUUAAUUGAUUUGUGCCCUUUUAUUUUGUUUCUUUUUUUGUGCAAAGUCUUCCAUCCCUACCAACAGAUAUGCCCUAUUCCAUGUGGAAACAAGAAUACAUGCCCAUGUGGGAUCUUCAUCAACCUCUCCAACUACUACUUCACAUUUUCCCUUAAGGAAAAAGCUUAGUUUACUUGAAGUAGUUAAGUGAUGGAAACAUAGAUUAGGAAGUGAUUAACAACAGGAUUAGAGAAAGAGAUGAGCCACCAAACCAUGAUCAUGAUGUUAUGUUCUGCCAACAACCAAAGGCCUUUGAGUUGUCUUUGGUUUGCUUCCCUGUCCCCAUCAACAACUCCUUGUGACCUCCAAAUCUCUGCCACGUUAAUCUUUGCUUUACUUCGAAGGAGAGGUAAAAACCAGAUUUUUAACCAUUUUCUUACAUGCUAAAUCCAAUUUAUAAGUUUGAAGUUUGUAUAUCUGUUAUACUAUGUAUAUUAAGACAACAAUUAAUAUUCAUGGUCUUGAGAAGUUGAGCACGUGAGCUCAAUGACAAACCAAAUAUGAUACCGUUUCAUAAUCCAACUGGUCUCAAAAAGUUGAAUUGUUGAGAAAAUAAUAACUUCAAUACUAAUAUCCACCUCAUUUUUUUAAAAAUAAGUCAAUUAUUCCAACAUGUUGAAAAAGAUCAAUAUAUCAUAUUAAGUGAUUUUGUAUAAAAUAAAUACAUCUCGUACCAUGAAUUAGACUUCAUCCUGCAAUUUUUACUAUUAAUUAUUUCCCUUAAGUUGAAAUUUUUUUUUUACACAUUAUAGUAACUUUAUAAAACCCAUAAAUUUUAUUAUUACUAAAAUCAUAUCUCACAUUUGACAUAUAUCCAAACUUUAUUCUUCAUAAAUUCAAUUUUCUUCCUUUUCCUUAAAAAUAAAAGAUAUUGUCGCGACUUUCUAUGGAUCGAGAAAUCGAAGGAUCGACAAAGCAAAAAAAAAAAAAAAAGCAAGAAACAAACAAGACACACGGAUUUACAUGGUUUACUAACACAAUGUGUGUUAGCUAGUUCACGGACAUGAAAGAGACAAUUUCACUAUAGUUCGAGAACAUACAAAUUACAAAUAGGUAUGUGAAAAUAUUUAUAGCACUUCUCCAUAUGAUCUAACUCUAAUCCAAUCUGAAAAAAGAAUAAUGUUACAAUCAAGUUUUCUUAACUUAUAUUCGUAACCCGAUAAUCCGAUUCAAAUCUAAAUCUCCAUUAAUCAGUAUUGUGAGUUACGGCAGAACUGCAACGGUACCUUUACCGUAACAAUAGUGCCUGUCUUACAUCUGGCACGAUCGUCUCCUCUCUAUCUCAUCAUUUCCCGCUGCAACAGCCACCACUUCAAAACGAAAGGAAGAACCUUCCUAAACCCAUAAAUACCGCAACUCUGUCAGUCGUCCCUUUCCCCUGCUCCAACUUCCAAACCACCAAACGUCUCUUCUUCUUCUUCCUCUUCCCCAAUUCCCUCUCUCUCUCUCUCUCUCUCUCCGAAACAAUGAGGCCGUCCAAAACCCAGCAAUCCGCCAUCAACGCCAAGCUGAUCUUCACCUCCUUCUUCCUCCUCUGCAUCCUCUGCCUCAUCCUCUGGUCCACCUUCUCCUCCCCCACCAACCCCGCCGCAACACCCGCUUCCACCCACGUGACCUCCGAUUCCCAAUUCGACGAUCAAUCCACCAAACCCUCCUGCCCUGAAAUCACUUCCUCCUCCUCCGCCGCCGCCACCUGCUCGAAAGCGCCGCCGUCGCUGGCCAACGCUCUGGUCCACUACGCCACCACCAACAUCACCCCGCAACAAACAUUCAAAGAAGUCUCCGUCUCCCUCCGCGUCCUCAACUCAAAAUCCCCCGCCAAUUUCCUCGUCUUCGGCCUCGGCCACGACAGCCUGAUGUGGGCGUCGCUCAAUUACGGCGGCCGGACGGUUUUCCUCGAGGAGGACAAAUCAUGGAUCGAGCAGAUCCAGGGGAAGAUUCCUUCCCUCGAGGCCUACCACGUCACCUACGACACGAAAGUUCACCAGGCCGGCGGGCUGAUGGAGGCAGGGAUCGGAGACGGCGAGUGCAAAACGGUGUCAGAUCCGAGGGAGUCCAAGUGCCAGCUGGCGCUGAAGGGUUUCCCGGCGGAGAUUUACGAGAUUGAUUGGGAUUUGAUUAUGGUGGACGCGCCUACAGGGUAUCACGAUGAGGCGCCGGGGAGGAUGACGGCGAUUUAUACGGCCGGGUUGAUUGCGAGGAACAAGGAGGCAGGGGAGACGGAGGUUUUUGUUCACGAUGUGGAUCGGACGGUGGAGGAUCGGUUCUCCAAGGCGUUUUUGUGUGAGGGUUACUUGACGGAGCAGGAAGGGAGGUUGAGGAGGUUCACGGUGCCCAGCCACCGCGCUCGCCCCGGCCGGCCGUUCUGCCCUUGAUCGGAGAAACAGAGUACAGAGAAAACAGGGGCGAGGAAUUUGUUUUGUUUUUUUUUUCCAUUUUAAAUCGAGUUGGUAAUAAACUAUAUUCUCUUGUGGAUGGGAAAUGGAUGUUUGGACUUUGGAUUAGCAUAUUGAUAUUCAACAUUAGUUUUUAACGAUUUCAAUAUACUUUAUUUUCAAUUAAGUUCGUAUUAGGCGAUCGUGUUUGACUAACUCGUUCUGAUAUGUUCGUAAGAUGAAUUGUUGCUUAUACAUUAUGAACGAGGUUUCUCUUGGACCAAUUUUUUGGGGCAAUUUUGUCAUGAUGUGUAGAUUUGAAGCUUUAAGUUUAAGUUUAGAACUUCUAUUCAUGAUUGGGUUUAACGUGAGGAAUACUCUACCUUGCUUUGAGAGGAAGUCACAUACCUAAGCAUGGGUGUUGGUUCACUGAUUUGAUUUAUGUACUCAACAAACAUAUAUUUGAAUA